AUGCCAACGAGCCGAUUUCCGACAUCGUCUGAUCCACCCAAGCACCUGGUUAAGACGAAACUAUGCAAACAUUUUACGAAAGGGUAUUGUCGGUACGAGGGCAAUUGCACUUUUGCUCAUCAGUUGGACGAGCUUGUGUACCGGCCCGAUCUUACGAAAACGAAGUGGUGCGCCCGGUUUUUGUCCGGCGCUUGCAAUGUCAGAAAUUGCAGCUUUGCCCACAGUGUCGCUGAACUCCGGCAUGUGGGUCCUGCCCAUAUGGCAACAACAGAACAGGAGUCGCAGAGCUCCGCGCUGUGCGAAUCUAAUGCCUCGGUGGGGCGUGGGUUGCGGGAAGCUUUGGCCGUGGAGAUGUCUCCACUCCCAGUGGCAACAAUGCCAACACCUCCGCAGCAUUGGUUUCACAGGCCAGAAGAAGCGACGACGGCGACGCCGCCCCUCUUUCAAGAUGACGGUUACGGCGAAGACGCCGCCGGCGAGGGUUUCAACGCUCGUGCCAGGUGCAGGUGGACAUCCGUGUGCAUCCGCUUGUUACUGUGGAAACGACGUCGACUGUUACGGCAUGGCCGCAUCCUUCUUUCCAGAUCCAGGCAGACGCUGUUGUGCAAAGCAGAAGUGGAUGAGGUGUCAUCCAUGCUCCUGGAAGACUUCACUUGGCUUCCGGAGUUCGCGGCUUUUGCACACCGGUGCAGCAGGUUGUUAGUGGAGCGCAUGGAAGUACCAGUGGAGGAGCAGAGGGCGGGCACAACGUCUUAA
Molecule: messenger RNA, 756 nt
Organism: Symbiodinium sp. CCMP2456
Lineage: Eukaryota; Dinophyceae; Suessiales; Symbiodiniaceae
Source: the annotation of a GenBank genome assembly